UACAACAGGAAGAGGAAGUGAGUUAUUUCCUCUUCAUAUUUUCUUUAAAACCCAAAAGAGGAAGUAAAAAUAGUAAAAUUUCCUAAACUUGUCAAACAGAAAGUCAAUAAAAUUUCUUGAUUAUUUUCAUAUCAAAUACAACUUUCAAAAAUGUUUCAAGAACCUGACUACAGAGAAAAUCUAUCAUUGAAGUUGUCAGAGGUUUUAGAUGACAUUGGUGUCAAUGAAAGAAUGGUGAUGAGAAGAAGAAGAACUUACAUGCUACAAGAGACAAUGAAUUAUAUCACACAAAAGUCAACUGGAAAAAAAUCGCUUAAAUAUUUAAUAUUUGGAAGUCAGAGUGAAGGUACUACUACCAGAGGACUUAAAUCCGACAUUGAUUUUCUACACUUUGCCCUUUGUACUAAUGUAAUGCAAGACUUGUCAGAGUGGGAACAUGGCAAGUUAAACUAUCUCAUGAUACAGGAUGAGAACACUACCCCCGGUUAUUGUUUCUUACAACUGUUUCGACCAGAUGAACCUAGUCCUUUUACUGACUAUCCCGGUAAUGAUCACUAUAUAACUGAUAGAAGUGGAAGAAUUUUAUGUAAAAACACAUUUUCAUUUUUGGCCCGUCCUGGUGGUGUAAGGCAUGGACCAUCACAAGCUUUGCUAGGAGGACCUGGGUUCAUAGAUAGAGACAUUGUGGCAGCUUUAAAAUGUAAAUCAUGGCCUCAAUCAGCUAUAGGUUGGUUAGACAGACAAGGAAUUGGCAGAUGGCCAACACAAGACAUGAAAAGAUAUGCAGCCAGUACUAGGUGUUUUGUUGUUGGGACUGGAAGUAAGGUCAGUGUAUAUCCUGAACUGGAAUGGAGAAUAUCUACAUCCCUGGCAGAAAGGUGUCUUAUGCUUAACCUAAAUAUAACACAAAUAAGGUGCUAUGUAUUAUUGAAAAUGAUUCUUAAAUCCUACCUAAAUCCUCAGGGGACAAUUAAUAUAUCAAGUUUCAUGUGUAAAACAGUUCUAUUAUAUUGUAUAGAAAACACAGAGCAAAGUAUAUGGAGAGAAAACAAUUUAUUUAUAUGUCUAACAUACUGCUUAUUGGAAUUACAUAGCUGUCUACUGAAUGACAGCUGUUCACAUUUCAUUAUCCAAGAAAACAAUUUGAUGGCAGGGCAAUUUACAGCUGAAAACAAACAUGAAUUUUCAAAAGUUAUAACUGAAUUUAUACAGAAUGAUGGACAUGGGUUACUAGGAAUUAAUAUUGAUGAUCUUGGUCAAAGACUGCAAGUUAAACUGAACAUGGUACCACAUGGAGCAUACAAGUUUCAGUCUUCCGUUCAAAUAAAUGAAUAUCAAAUGACCUCGGCAUAUAUAAGAAUUGCAAGUAAUACAAGUUCAUGUCAUAUGCUUAUUUUAAAACAUUUACACAAUGAAAACAUUACGACAAUGAAGCAAUCUGUUAUUAAACUAAUGACAUUCAGAGGUGAUGGUCAUAGAUUACAACAUGCUGCAUUCAAGUUUCUAGCACCUUUUCUUUUUACCACAUAUGGGUCUGGCCUGGCAUCAUCGAGCAUUGGUCAAAAUAAUCAAGUGUCAUAUGAAGCAUUGAUAUGGUUAUCAGCUGGUUUAAACUCAGAUAUCUCAUCUAGCAGACUUAAAUUGGCUUCAGUGUUCUACAGUACAGGAGAUAUGGAGAAAGCUGAACUAAUUCUGAGACACACUGAACAGCAAUAUUACUCCUAUCCUGUUUUACAUAUAUGUGCCUGUUGGAGGAAGCCUAUACCUAUAGUAACACGAGAAUUUGAAAGGGUAUGUGUUGAACAAAGUGAGGAGUGUAUCAAACAUUUUACAGCAUUUUGUGUUAGAUUCAUACAGAAAGAGAUCAAUUGUGUUCCCUGUGAACUACAAUAUGAAAUGUUCAGAUCUACACAAGAUGACAGGAUACACAGAUAUAGGUAUAGAGACUGUUGGAUGGACUGGGCUGUAGUUGAUUCUCUACCUUUCCUGUAUUUCCUACAAUAUAAGAUCUACAGUCAUCUACAAAGACAUCAAGACCAACAACAAGCGUUAUGCAAACUUACAAGAAUCAUAACAAUAGAUGAAAACCUCAAACAUAAAGAAACUGCUCUAAAUAUUUUAGGGCAAUGUAUGGAACAAGAAGACAAACCACAACAAGCAUUAAAAUGCUACCUGCUUUCUCUUCAACAAAGGGCAAGAAACAAUGCAGCAAACUACCAUAUAUCUAAGCUCCUUUCUAGGAUAUUGGCUGGCCAAUAAAUAAUGUGGUCAAAAGCAGACAAUAUUCAGACUUGGAUUUUAAUGAUCAAAACCAUAAUUCUUGUGUGAAUCAAACUGAUUCAAUUGACAAAAUAUGCUCUUUCAAAUUUUUUGUUACAUUGUAUUUUCACAUAAUAUUAUCACAUCAAAAGCCAAGAUUGAUCAGUGAUCACAUGUGUCACCUCAAUAUAGCCAAUUGCAUUUUGCAGCUUCUGUGUAGAAAGUGACAUAAAAAUCAUCAACAGGGCCAAACGCGUUUUUUAUUCAAGGGCAAUAACUCAACCAAAAACUAUUCAAGCGGAAAACCUGUGUAUUAUGGGCAAGUACUUGAUGUACCAAUCAAUCUUGUAAAGUUUCAUUGAAUUACAUUAGUGGUAUAAGAGGAGUAAUGUGGACAACCUUUAUUAAAACUUUUUUAUUCAAGGGCAAUAGCUCUGCCAAAAAAUACUCAAGCAAAAAGCAGUGUAAGUACUUCAGCUACCAAUCAAUCCUUUAAAAUUUCACUGAAGUGGUAUGAAAAUUGUAGUCCGGACAAACUAAAAAUAAAAAUAAAGGGCAAAUACGAGUAUAUGCCAAAGUAUGUCACUUGGUCAAAAUCUAGAUCAGCUGAUAAAAAAGUUCAAUGUUACUUCUGAAACUGUGCACCAAUUCCAAAUUUCAUAGCUGUACAUAAAAAAAAAGAAAAUAGUAUGAUAGGUUAAAAUUUAGGUCAGCUGAUCAAAGUUUAUUUUUACAUCUAAAAACGGUGCAUGUGGUUCAAAUUCCAUACCUAUACAUCAAAGAACAAGAAAAAAUGUCACUAGGUCAAAAUCUAGGUCAACUGAUAUCACUGUUCAAUUUUACAUCUUAAACUAUGCACAUGGUUUGAAUUUAAAAGCUGUACAUAAAAACCCCAAGAAAUUAGGUCACUAGGUUGAAAUUAGGUCAGUUGGUAUCAAAGUUCAAGUUUUUACAUCUAAAACUCUAAACUAUAUAUGCACAUUGUUCAAAUUUCAAAGCUGUACAUCAAUUAAGAUCGAGCUGUCGGAGGACAGCCAAGCUUGACAAUUGGAAAAAGUUGUCACAAGGUAUAAUAAUGCUUAUCUAUAUGAAUACAUAAAAUUGUCCCAAAAAGGUACGAAAUUAAUGCUUGUUAUUAAGAUGUUGUAUUGAGUAAAUCACUACUUGAUUAUUAUGAAUGCAUAGAAUUGUCACAAAAAGGCACAGAGCCUUGUCAAAAAGACGUUUUAUUGAAGGAAACAUAUUAUCACACAUAGAAUUGUCAAACAAGGGCUGUAAAACACAUAUGCCAUCCACGAUAGCCUUUGACCUUCUAUCUACUGAAGGUCACUGUGACAUUAAUCUUUGUCCAACUGAACCCCCAAAAAUAUCGCAAACCUUUGUCACACAGGUGUUUUUUUUUAAUUGAGUUUAGCAAUAAAGAGAACACAUAAAAUUAUACAAGAAAGAAUAAAAAAUAAGCAAUAUUGUUUUAAUUAAUUUAUAAAUUAGUAUAAGGAUUAUACCCAAAAUAUUCUUAAGUACGUGGUACUUCUUUUCCAUAAAUUAAUUGUUCUAAGAUCCAAUAAUGGGUGGUGCUGCAGUAAUCAAUUUCAACUCUUAUACACAAGUUGCAUUAAGUGUGCUUUUUCUGUGAAAUCUUUUUUCAAGCACACCUCCAGAUUCAUGCUAAUUUUCAUGAAAAUUUGAAAAUGUAAUUAACAGUAUAAUAUUGUAAAGUUACCAACAUAAUGCAAUUUACACAUUGUCGGUCUAUGUGGAUUACUAAAAAAUAUGCAAAAAUAGCCAUUACUGCGUUAGUAAGGAUAUAGUUAUUCAUGUUAAAAAAUUCAGUCAUUGCUGGAAGAUAACAUGUAAAUUUUUACUAGAAUUUUGAAUCUUAAUUAUUUUUCCUAAAAUCUUUAUUAGUACAUUUUUCUCAGGUUUGAUUUUAUCAAAAUAUUUCAUCUGGAGGUAUGCAGCUUUAAAUUAUAUAACACAUAUUUGUUGCACAAGGUAAACUGGUUUGUUUAUUGGGCACACAGUUGUCAACUUUAAUAAUUUUAAUGAUUGUAUUUGUAUAUGUAUAUAUAUUCAACAACAACAAUUUAUGUCAGCAUUUAGUAUAUAUCUCUUAGAUUAUAUUGUUAAUUGCUAAAUCUGCAUGAUGAUCUUUUGUUAAUAACUUGAAAACAUUUUUUACUGUAUUAUGAACAAUUUAUUACACUUAACAUAUAUUAUGUUAUAAUGGAUAUAAGCUAUAUGUAGUUUUA
Molecule: messenger RNA, 4511 nt
Organism: Ruditapes philippinarum (Manila clam)
Lineage: Eukaryota; Metazoa; Mollusca; Bivalvia; Venerida; Veneridae
Exons: 2
Coding region: 151-2259 (702 amino acids)
Molecular function (GO): protein binding
Source: RefSeq, a predicted model, not a curated record